This is a messenger RNA of Mugil cephalus (flathead mullet), 3019 nucleotides long. RefSeq names its product enoyl-CoA, hydratase/3-hydroxyacyl CoA dehydrogenase (gene ehhadh). The record is from RefSeq and is a predicted model, not a curated record. Bases 44 to 2491 code for a protein of 815 amino acids. NCBI's taxonomy places the organism in Eukaryota, Metazoa, Chordata, Actinopteri, Mugiliformes, Mugilidae. Gene Ontology annotation, biological process: fatty acid beta-oxidation. The transcript has 8 exons. Gene Ontology annotation, cellular component: peroxisome. Gene Ontology annotation, molecular function: NAD+ binding; (3S)-3-hydroxyacyl-CoA dehydrogenase (NAD+) activity.
UGCUGGGCUCCUCGGAGGAGUCGCUGGGCUCCUCGGACUCCGCAUGUUCACCGUGGGCGCCUCUGUGAGGGGCUCUUCGCGGUGCCGCGGGAAGGUAAAGGGACAGCGAAUACAGAUAGAAGCUGGCUGCGACAACAACAGCGACGAGUCCGACGAGGGAGCGCAUAUUCCCCAGAGUGUAAGGAAGCAAGAAGACGAAGAAGGCGUCACUUUUUGGCCUAAAUAUGCAACAAAUGGAGGUGGAAGAGGGAGUGUGGCAAAGGUGGCCCUGCUGGCAGGAGUGAAGUUUCAAAGUUCAGUCUGCAUACCAAAGAAACUGCCUGAAGAUUUCGACACGAUGGCUCAAUACACUCGUAUUUCGGGGGCUGUUGCCUUGAUUACACUUCAAAAUCCUCCCGUCAAUGCGCUCAGUGCACCGGUGAGGCAAGGCAUUGUUGACACGGUGCAGAGAGCACUCAGUGAGCCAGAGGUGAAGUCUCUGGUCAUAUGUGGCCAGGGUGGAAAGUUCUGUGGAGGGGCGGACAUCAAGGAGUUUGGGGGAAACAUCUCCGGUCCUCCGCUGAUACCGAUGAUCCAUGCCAUCGAGGCCUCAGUCAAGCCGGUGGUGGCAGCCAUAGAGGGGGUCGCUUUGGGCGGAGGCCUCGAGUUAGCACUUGGCUGUCAUUAUCGAAUCACACACUCUAAAGCCAAACUGGGGCUUCCAGAGGUGACUCUGGGUCUGCUGCCAGCUGCAGGGGGAAGCCAACGCCUGCCAAGGCUCAUCGGCGUGCCAGCUGCCUUAGACCUCAUCACCACAGGCCGCCAUGUGACUGCUGCAGAGGCCCUGCAGCUUGGAAUCGUGGAUCAAGUUACCGAUCGCAACACUGUGGAUGAAGCGGUGAAGUUUGCUUUAAGCGUCGCAGGACAGUCACUGGAUGCACGCCGCAUCAGCAAUUUGCCCUGUCCGCGCCUCUCUGAUUUGGACGGCGUGUUCGAACGGGUGAUGCAGAAGGUGCGUCAGAGCGCCCGUGGAGCCAUAGCACCGGUUGCAUGUGUCCAGGCGGUGCAUGCAGCUGCCACCCUCCCCUACGCUCAGGGCAUGGAGAGGGAGAAAGAGCUGAUGGCCACACUCUUCACCUCAGGCCAGGCACGUGCUCUGCAGUACUGCUUCUUUGCCCAGAGAGCCGUCGGCAGGUGGAGCGUGCCCAGCGGAGCCCGCUGGGACACUGUCAAGCCCAGGCCCGUACAUAAAGCAGCUGUCAUUGGUCUUGGCACCAUGGGAAGAGGUAUUACAGUGGCACUUGUACAGGCAGGGUUGUCUGUGGUUGCCGUGGAGACCCAUGCGAAGCAAUUGAUGGAGGCAAAGCAGGCGAUAUCAGGCAUGUUGGAGCGAGGCGCUAAGAGGCGCGGGGUGGCUCCUGCACUGGAUAAGAUCGGUUACAGCCAGACCCUCAAGUCUGUGGCGGAUGCAGAUCUCGUCAUUGAAGCUGUGUUCGAGGACAUGGGCCUGAAGAAGAGCAUCUUCCAGCAGAUGUCUGCCAUUUGUAAACCAGGCGCAUUCCUGUGCACAAACACUUCUGGGCUGGACAUUGACCAACUGGCCUCUCAAACCCGCAGUCCAGAGCUGGUGGUCGGGAUGCACUUUUUUGCCCCAGCCCAUGUCAUGAAGCUCCUGGAGGUGGUGCACGGGCCACGGUCAUCUCCGCAAGCUAUAGCCACUGCUAUGGAGCUGGGAAAGAAAAUGGGCAAAGUCAGCGUGGCAGUUGGAAACUGCCGGGGCUUUGUGGGAAACCGCAUGCUGAAACCAUACCUGGAACAAGCCUUCUUCCUGCUGGAAGAGGGAGCCACGCCUGAGUUGGUAGAUGGGGCGCUGGAGGAGUUUGGAUUUGCCAUGGGUGUGUUCAGAAUGUCUGACCUCUCUGGGCUCGACGUGGCUUGGAGAAUCAGAAAGGCAGAUGGACUGGCGGCACCAGAUAAAGGACAGUCAGCCAGAGUUCGACAAGGCCAAAGGUACAGCCCUCUUGGAGAUCUUCUCUGUGAGCAAGGGCGGUUUGGUCAGAAAACGGGCAGCGGAUGGUAUAAGUAUGACAAACCCGGCAGUCAGGUAGCUAAGUCUGAUCGUUGGCUGCACAGCUUUCUGGAGGAGUACCGAACCCGGCACGGCUUGGUCGGACGCCGGAUAGACCACCAGGAGGUGCUGGAGCGCUGCCUCUACGCCCUGAUCAACGAGGGCUUCCGCAUCCUGGAGGAUGGAAUAGCUGCAAGCCCUGAAGACAUCGAUGUUAUCUACCUGUUUGGCUACGGCUGGCCCAGGCACCGCGGGGGCCCCAUGUUCUACGCCAGCAUGGUGGGGCUGAGCAAGGUCCUGGAGAGGCUGGAGCACUACCACCAGGCUCACCCCGAUGUGCCCUACCUGCAGCCCUGCAACCUGCUCCGGAGGCUGGUGACCAGUGGCAGCCCACCCCUUUAUAAAUGGAGGGAAGUCAUCAAGAAACUCCACAGCCAGCUUUAAACAUCCACUUCAGCUUUAACAUCUUAAUACACUAAUCUUCAAAUCGCAUUAAUCUAAUUGGCUGGAAACUUUUCAACCGUAUAAUGAUUAAUUUUUCAUAUGUACACAGAAGGUACAUCCUCCUUGAGAGUGUAUUGAUUGUAUUUUCGUACGAUUGAUUUGUUGUUUCUUUUCUGUUUGAGGGGGUGGGCAGAAUAAGAGAAACAGCAUUCAAUGUACUGCAACUACAGCGAAGGUUGUAACAGCCAAACUAACCGCCUCUGUAUUACAGAACUAUCUGCAAUAAGCAAUUGAAUGUAUUUCAGAUCUUUUGUAAAGAAAUUUAUUCAAUUGCACAAAUGUUUAUAAAUACAUAUAUGGUAGAAUAUGAAAGAUACAAAUACAAUAAUGUGAGUUAAAUGUGAAUUGUGCCUUACUCAGUGAAGACAUUCAGGGUGGGGUUUGGGGUUCCUUUGAUUUUUGCAUGCUAUGACAAUAAUAAUAAUUUAAUACUCUGAUACCUCAAUAAAGACCUGUUGUAAUCAUAAA